CCGGUAGAAACAAACGGAAGCGUACUGUUGUUCCGGGGGACCUUCGCGUCCUGGUUUAGUUUAUUUAAAAAAAAAAUCGCUUAUUAGUACCGGGGAAAAAAAGGUUUAUUUUUUCUAUUAAAUAAAAUAAAAUAAACCCAAAAUAUCAUCAACGAAGAUGGAAACAACAGCAAGUGUAUCCAAUGGUGCAGGGCCUGGAUAUGAAGAAAAAGAAAACCCUCUCAGUCCAGAAGACUUGUCCGAGAUGCUGGCAGCAGGGACCAAGAAGGUUCAUGAAAAGGCUGAGAACACACAGUUUGUGAAAGAUUUUCUGAGGGGACGUAUUCGCAAGGAGCUCUUCAAGCUUGGUGCCGUGGCGCUUUACUACACAUACACUGCCAUGGAAGAAGAGAUCGAACGGAACAAGGACCACCCCCACUUUGCCCCGCUCUAUUUCCCUGCAGAGCUGCACCGCCACGAAGCUCUGGCUCGUGACCUGGAGUACUUCUACGGCCCGGAAUGGAAGAGCCAGAUCAGCUGCUCCCAAGCCACCCGGCGCUACGUGGACCGCAUCCGCGAGGUGGGCCGAGAGGACCCGGUGCUGCUGGUGGCCCACGCCUACACCCGCUACAUGGGUGACCUGUCGGGGGGCCAGGUGCUGAAAAAGGUGGCCCAGAGAGCUCUGAAGCUGCCACCCACAGGCGAAGGUUUGGAGUUCUACCAGUUUGACGGGAUUCACAGUGCCAAAGCUUUCAAGCAGCUGUACCGGAGUCGUAUGAAUGAGCUGGACCUGGACACGGAGACGAAGGAGAGGCUGGUGGAGGAAGCUGUUAAAGCCUUUCAAUUCAACAUGGAGGUGUUUGAGGAGUUAGAGGAGAUGGGCAAAACAAUCCAGGAGGACGUUUUAGACGCCGGCAUCCCCGCUCACGGAGAGAUGGGCGGAGACAUCAGCAAAUGUCCCUAUUAUGCUGCUAAAAUGGCGGCAUCAGGUGGAACGGCGUACUUCUGCCGGCUGGCCAUGGCUGCUCUCAGCCACCCGACAGGACAGGUCCUGUUUGCCACCUGGUUUGCUGCCCUCGCUGGACUGGCUGCCUGGUAUCUGAUGUGAUCCGGCUCUGACUGUCACAGUCUGAGAAGGGACACUUAAAAAACAAAAAAGACUGGGGAAAAAUGUCCACAAACUGACCAUUUUACACAAACAUUCAAAUCAAGCCUGUGUGUUUUGAUGUAACGUCGUGGUUUUAGAUCCAGGCUUCAAAUAACACAAUGUGUUGGACCUUUAUAAUUUUUUGUUUUUAUUCUUAUUGAAAUUUCUCUACCUCCAACACAAUAUCCUUCCAUUCUGUUUUUUUUUUAGUUGCAUUUUAACAUUAAUAGCACCAUUUGACUCUUUCAAUAAGUAAUGAAGUUUUCAUUUUAGGAAAUAGGAUAACCAAGAUAUACUUUUAUAAUACAGUAUCCAAAAAUAAUCCAUUUUAAACAGUUUUAAAAUGUACUGUCAACCAAAAUUGCACUUGGAGAAACAUCAGAUGUUUGUCGCAGGGCUUUUAGUGUGUCGUAAGGCUUUAAAAACAUAUUGUUCCAAACCCAACUGGAAAUAAGCUCCUAAACAGCUGCAAGUCACAUAUUGUUUUCAUUUCACCCGGUACACUGUUGCUGUGUGUAUAUGUGUGUGUGUGUGUGUGGGUGGGGGUAAAAAUGAUUGAGGUCAUGUGUAUUUGUCAUGAAAUUACUCAACAUAAUGGUUGUCACAGAUUUUCACUGAAGUGACAUUUCCUCCCCCCAACGCUGUAAUUGACCAUAUGAUGGUACAUUAGCUUCUGAAUUCAUGGUAAACAUAUGAAAGUGUUCUGCACAGAAGGGUUUUGUCAGUCAGACGGCUCUAUCUAGGUUUAAUACAUUGACAAAACGAAAAUAUGUGUAGAAAAACGUACUGUACGAUUCAGUUUAAAUCUGAAAAUUGUCCCGUUUCAUCAUUCAUAUCAAGCCACAAAUGUUUCCAAGGUCAAAUGUGUGUACUGUGAGGCUGGUGAUGGAAAUCAAAGAGCUUUUUUUUUAUUUAAGUACAGGAUGAACAAUACAACUGAUAGUGAUGAGUAUAAUUAUAACUUCUUCUAGUGCAUGUUCUCUUCUACUGUUCCUCAGUUUAGGAAUUAUGUGAUAGCUUAAAACCUACCCGUUGGUUUAACUGUACGGUUUAUUUCUCAAGUUUUACUUACAUCGGUUCCUUUAAAGACAUAGUGUUAAGAGCUAAUUGAAAUGGGUGAACAUAUCUAGUAUUUAGGUUUAUUAUAAACCUCUAGUGUACAGCUUCAGUUUAGCUUUUAAAAUUUAGUUUUUCUCUUAAUAAAUAAACCAUAUAUUAUCCAUACUGUGCAAGAAAGGCACUUUAGUUUUUUCCACUUUAAAUAAAAACAUUUUGUGAGGCCUGCUGGUUGCAGUGUGACUGCACUUAAAGUUUAGCAGUAAGUUUUAUAUUUAUUUUGAUGAAAAGGAUGGCGUCUUAAUUUUUCCUUAGUAUUUUAUAAGCAGUUUUUUUUUUGGCAAAAUGUUAUUUAUUUUUCCGCCUGGUGCUUUUUGCUGUGCGUUAACACAACGCAUGUGCUCACAAAUGAAUGUGCAUUAUUGUCAUUUUCUGCUUGAUCGCAGGUGUGGAAAUGGAAGCAAUGGUGUAUUUUUUAUUUGAGUCUCAGGUUUAAAUAGAGUGCACAUGAUGAAAUGAAACGGGGGCUGCAGAGAUCCUACUGUAGUUCUGUUUUAGUUAGUAACAGCAUGAUGAGUGAACGUUUCAGUGCUUUCCAGGAGUGCAGUUAGUUCAGGCCACGAAAAAAAAGUUUCAAUAGUUUUGUGUUAAUUAAAAAAUUUGACCGUUUCAUUUGCGCCAUUCAAUUAUUCUAUUAACUUGAAGCAUUAUUUAUGAACUAGUGCAUUUUUACUGUAUUGUAGUGAAAAUGUAGUUUUAUUUUUGUGUUGCCAGCAAUAAAACAUUUUUUUUUCUUCA
Molecule: messenger RNA, 2980 nt
Organism: Austrofundulus limnaeus
Lineage: Eukaryota; Metazoa; Chordata; Actinopteri; Cyprinodontiformes; Rivulidae
Gene: hmox2b
Product: heme oxygenase 2b
Exons: 6
Coding region: 158-1087 (309 amino acids)
Biological process (GO): heme oxidation; response to oxidative stress; heme catabolic process
Molecular function (GO): heme oxygenase (decyclizing) activity; heme binding
Source: RefSeq, a predicted model, not a curated record